Molecule: messenger RNA, 5043 nt
Organism: Recurvomyces mirabilis
Lineage: Eukaryota; Fungi; Ascomycota; Dothideomycetes; Mycosphaerellales; Teratosphaeriaceae
Gene: CHC1
Product: Clathrin heavy chain
Exons: 7
Coding region: 1-5043 (1680 amino acids)
Biological process (GO): receptor-mediated endocytosis; Golgi to endosome transport; intracellular protein transport
Cellular component (GO): clathrin complex; clathrin coat of trans-Golgi network vesicle; clathrin coat of coated pit
Molecular function (GO): structural molecule activity; clathrin light chain binding
Source: RefSeq, a predicted model, not a curated record
AUGGCGCCGCUACCCAUCAAGUUCACGGAGCUGUUGCAGCUUAGUUCGAUCGGUGUACAGGUAAUCAUCAAUCAAAACUGCUUCAACUCCUGCACACUCGAAUCCGACAACUUCGUCUGUGUGCGACAGGUACAAGAAGGCAAUGCACAGCCUGAGGUGCUCAUUGUCAACCUCAAAAAUGGCAACAAUGUUAUGCGGCGGCCGAUCAAGGCCGAUAGUGCCAUCAUGCAUUACAAUCGCGAGAUCAUCGCCCUGAAAGCCGGCGGCAAGACCCUCCAAAUCUUCGACCUGGCGGCCAAGAGCAAGAUCAAGAGCACUACCAUGAGCGAGGAUGUGGUGUUUUGGAAAUGGUUCAACGAGACAUCGCUCGGCCUUGUUACUGACACCGGCGUCUAUCACUGGAACAUUUUCGACCCUGCACAAGUCGCACCACAGAAAGUCUUCGAUCGCAACCAGAACCUCUCUGGCUGCCAGAUCAUCAACUACCGCGUCAGCGACGAUGAUUCGUGGAUGGUUGUGGUGGGCAUCUCACAACAGCAGGGCCGCGUGGUUGGCAGCAUGCAGCUCUACAGCAAGGUGAGAGGCAUCAGUCAGUCUAUCGAAGGUCAUGCUGCUGCCUUUGGGACCUUUCGCAUGGAGGACGCGCCGGCGGACACCAAGCUGUUCACUUUUGCGAACCGUGGAGCAUCUGGCGCAAAGCUACACAUCGUGGAGGUCGACCACCAGCAGCCAAACCCGGUAUUUCAGAAGCGUGCAGUGGACAUCUACUUUCCAGCGGAGGCGACAAACGACUUCCCGGUGGCUAUGCAGGUGUCAAGCAAAUACAAGGUCAUCUAUAUGGUCACCAAGUACGGCUUCAUCCACAUCUACGACCUCGAGACCGGCACGACCAUAUUCAUGAACCGCAUUUCGAGCGACACGAUCUUCACGACCACGGGCGACUCGGAAGGCGCGGGUAUCGUUGGCGUGAACAGGAAGGGCCAGGUGCUCGCUGUGAGUGUUGACGAGAGCACGAUCAUCCCCUAUCUUCUGCAGAAUUCGGAGAAUGCGGAGCUGGCAUACAAGCUGGCGUCAAGAGCAGGUCUUCCGGGAGCGGACAGCCUAUACCAGCAGCGAUUCGAGCAGCUGCUCAACCAAGGCGAUUACCAGAAUGCCGCAAAGACUGCUGCGAACUCUCCACAAGGUUUCCUCCGUACACCGCAAACGAUCGAGCGCUUCAAGUCGGUACCCGCGCAGCAGGGUCAGCUCUCGGUCAUCCUCCAGUACUUCGGCAUGCUCCUCGACAAGGGCAAGCUUAACCAGCACGAGACUCUAGAGCUCGCGCGACCAGUCCUGCUGCAGAACCGCAAGCACCUCCUCGAGAAAUGGAUGAAGGAGGGUAAGCUAGGAUGUUCCGAGCAGCUGGGUGAUCUGGUACGGGUGCACGACGUUGCGCUCGCGCAGCAGAUCUACCAGGAGGCGGGUGCGUCGCAGAAGGUGAUCGCUGCUAUGGCCGAGUCUGGGAGCUUCGAUCAGAUCUUGCCAUACUCGAGGAGUGUGGGGUAUACGCCUGAUUUCAACGGACUAUUGCAGCACAUCGCGAGGGUCAACCCUGAGAAAGCUGCCGAGUUCGCAACUAACAUCGCUCGCGAAGAUGCGUCUCUGAUAGAUGUCGAUCGGGCUGUCGACAUCUUCCAAUCCCAAGGCAUGGUUCAGCAAGCAACGGCCUUCCUACUGGAUGUGCUUCAGGCAGACAAGCCUGAGCAGGCACAAUUGCAGACACGGCUUCUCGAGAUGAACCUGACCAACGCACCGCAAGUCGCCGAUGCCAUCCUGGGUAAUGAAAUGUUCCACCACUACGACCGCGCGAGAGUCGCACAGCUCUGUGAGGGUGCCGGACUCAUGACUCGAGCCUUGGAGCACUACGACGAUCCUGCUAGCAUCAAGAGAGUCAUCGUGCAGACCGACAAGAUCGCCGAGGACUACCUGAUCACAUACUUCGGCCGCCUCACCGUUGAACUCGCCCUCGAGUGUCUGGACGAAAUGCUCAAGGUUAAUAUCCGCCAGAACCUCCAGGCCGUCAUCAAUAUUGCCAAGAAGUACUCGGAUCUCUUCGGGCCAACACAUAUCAUCGAUCUGCUGGAGAAGUACCGGACUGCUGAGGGCUUGUACUUCUAUCUGGGAGGCAUCGUCAACAUUAGUGAGGAUAAGGAUGUUACGUUCAAGUAUAUCGAGGCUGCGACCAGGAUGGGACAGCUGCAGGAAGUUGAGAGGGUGUGUCGGGAGUCAAACGCAUAUGACCCGGAACGCGUGAAGAACUUCCUGAAGGAGCAGAAACUGACUGAGCAGCUCCCACUCAUCAUCGUCUGCGACCGCUUCAACAUGAUCCACGACUUGGUCCUUUACCUCUACAAGAACCAGCAAUUCAAGUCCAUAGAGGUCUACGUCCAGCGCGUCAACCCGUCUCGGACACCCGCCGUCGUUGGCGGCCUUCUCGACGUCGACUGUGACGAAAACAUCAUCAAGGGCCUUCUCAGCUCUGUUUCGCCGGAGUCAAUACCGAUAGACGAGCUCGUGUCAGAAGUCGAGUCGAGGAAUCGAUUGAAGCUGCUCCUGCCAUUCCUGGAGAGCACGCUAGCGGCUGGCAAUCAGCAGCAAGCUGUUUACAAUGCGCUGGCCAAGAUCUACAUCGAUUCGAACAACAACCCGGAGGCUUUCUUGAAGGAGAACACACUCUACGACACGCUUGAAGUCGGCAAUUAUUGCAAGGCUCGCGAUCCUAACCUGGCUUUCAUUGCAUUUUCGAAGGGUCAGAAUGAUCUGGAGCUCAUCAACGUCACGAAUGAGAACAGUAUGUUCAGACAACAGGCACGAUAUCUUGUGGAAAGGAGCGAUCCGGAGGUAUGGAGUUACGUGCUCUCGGAUAACAACAUUCAUCGCCGUUCUCUGGUUGACCAGGUCAUCGCCACUGCCGUACCAGAAGCGCAGAAUCCCGAGCCGGUCAGCAUAACUGUAAAAAGUUUUAUCGAUAGUGAUAUGCCUCUGGAACUUAUUGAGCUGCUCGAGAAGAUUGUGCUCGAACCAUCUUCUUUCAGCGACAAUGCUAACCUCCAGAACCUGCUUAUGCUCACAGCUGCCAAAUCAGACAAGGGCAGGGUAGCUGGAUACAUUCAGCAGCUUGAUGCAUACAGUCCUGACGACAUCGCGGCGCAGUGCAUUGAAGUUGGCAUGUUCGAGGAGGCUUUCUUGAUCUACAAGAAGGCCAACGAGCACUACAAGGCCUCCGAAGUCCUCGUCGAUCACGUCGUCAGCAUUGACCGAGCACAAGAGUACGCUGACCAAGUCGACCUCCCGGAAGUCUGGAGCCGAGUAGCCAAGGCCCAACUUGAUGGCCUUCGCAUCACGGACUCCACCGAGAGCUACAUCCGCGCUCAAGACCCAUCUAACUUCCACGAAGUCAUCGAAACCGCCACCCACGCCGGCAAAGACGAGGACCUCAUCAAAUACCUUCGCAUGGCCCGCAAGACCCUCCGCGAACCCGCAGUUGACACCGGCCUCGCGUUCUGCUACGCCCGCACAAACCAACUCCCCGAGCUCGAAGAAUUCCUCCGCGGCACCAACGUCGCCAAUAUCGAGGAAUCCGGCGACAAAGCCUACGCAGAGGGCUACCACGAAGCUGCCAAGAUCUUCUUCACCUCCAUCUCCAACUGGGCGAAACUGGCUACCACCCUUGUGCAUCUGGGCGACUACCAGGGCGCGGUGGAGUGCGCUAGGAAAGCGAACAGCGUCAAGGUGUGGAAGCAAGUCAAUGAAGCGUGUGUGGAGAAGAAAGAGUUCCGGCUUGCCCAAAUUUGUGGCUUGAACUUGAUUGUGCAUGCGGAUGAGUUGGCGGAUUUGGUGAGGCAGUAUGAGAGGAACGGGUAUUUUGAUGAGUUGAUUUCGGUCCUUGAGGCCGGGUUGGGCCUAGAGAGGGCGCAUAUGGGCAUGUUCACUGAGUUGGGCAUUGCGCUCAGCAAGUACCAUCCUGAGCGGGUGAUGGAGCAUUUGAGGAUUUUCUGGGGCAGAAUCAACAUUCCGAAGAUGAUUAGGGCUUGCGAGGAAGCACACUUGUGGCCAGAGCUCGUUUUCCUCUACACGCACUACGAUGAGUUCGACAACGCCUCCCUUGCUAUGAUGGAACGCGCCUCGGAUGCCUGGGAACACCACACCUUCAAGGAGACCGUUAUCAAAGUGGCCAACCUCGAGAUCUAUUAUCGAGCUCUCAACUUCUACCUCCAAGAACAGCCAUCACUCAUCACGGAUCUUCUACAAGCACUGACGCCACGAAUCGAUGUCAGCCGAGUAGUACGCAUGUUCGAGAAGUCCGACAACAUCCCUCUGAUUAAGCCAUUUCUACUCAAUGUCCAAUCUCAAAACAAGCGAGCAGUCAACGAUGCUAUCAACGACCUGCUAAUCGAGGAAGAAGACCACAAGCAGCUGCGAGAUAGCGUGGAGAACUUCGACAACUACGAGGCGGUGGCGCUUGCACAGAGGCUGGAGAAGCACGAUCUUGUAUUCUUCCGACAAAUCGCUGCCAGCAUUUAUCGCAAGAACAAGCGAUGGGACAAGAGUAUCGCGCUUUCGAAGCAGGACAAGCUGUACAAGGACGCUAUCGAGACAUCUGCUAUCAGUGGACGAUCAGAGGUUGUGGAGGAGCUUCUACGAUACUUCGUCGACAUCGGCAGCAAAGAAUGCUACGUAGGCAUGCUCUACGCCUGCCACGACCUCAUCCCCAUGCACACCGUCAUGGAAAUCUCAUGGCGAAACAACCUCACCGACUUCACCAUGCCUUUCAUGAUCAACUACCUCGCGCAACAAGCCGCUACCAUCGAGACUCUGAAGAAGGAUAAUGAGGAGCGGAAGGCGAGAGAGAAGAGUGAGGGGAAGGGUGAGGAGGACACUCGACCGAUUCUGGGCCAGAGUCGGUUGAUGCUUACGCAGGGGCCGAUGGGGAAUGGGAUGGGUGCGCAGCAGGCGCCGUACGCGCAGACUAACGGGACGGGUAUGUAUGGUGGGUUCAGAUGA